UCUUCAAGUAUAUUGAAUUGUUGGUUCUUACAAAACACGGGUUAUACAAAAAUGAGUGUAGCUGCCAAUCAAAAUAUCGCCACAUUUGAAUGAGCUUCAAAGAUCUGCCAUUCAGACAUCAGUCUGUUGUUAUCUUCGCUGGGAGCUCAUACAUAUUUGUUAUUGAUAAGACUUUGUCCCCAUGUACACUUUGCUUGAGCUGAAGACGUAUGCAAAUCAGAGAUUCGGUCACAUACUACUUAGAGAUCAUAGAGCGCCAAAUAAAAUCGCAUUUUCAAUACGGAAAAUAAAGGCUUUAAUUUGGAAAAAAUCGGCAUAAAAUUUGGUCAUGAGGUAUGCAGUUGAGAUGUGCUGAAUUGAAAAAUAUUUUUUAAACAAAUGGUGGGGUUUAACGCCAAGCUGUGUAUGCAUGACAGAGGAACAGUGGAAAAAAAGAGAGGGGGAGGAACGAACCGUUUAAGAGAUUAAGCGAUAGAAAGAGAUCUUUGGGGGUCGUCAGAAAGGUGAGUAAAAUGAUGGUUUAUAAAUGAGUCAUCUUUUGACAUUUCUUAUAAGCAAGCUGACAUCUCAUUCUCUCUUUAGUCAGAACCAUAUAGGUCUCAGUCCAUCAAGUCUCUCAAUCUGUCAUUUGAUGGUCUCAUUUGACGAUAUACAUCCAGAUGAAGUUCCCGUGGAGAGUUCCACUUCUCUCCCUUUCCCUUUUUUCUCUAUUCUCCUUCGGCCGUGCGCUGAAGUGCGACGCAGAAACGCAGUAUGCGUGGCCGAACAACGCACCUUCGCUAUGCUGCAAAAAGUGUGAACCAGGGGAGCGGAUGGAAAAGCGCUGCACGUCCCCGUCCGCCGAAACGCGGUGCAAGAAAUGCGGGCAGGGGUAUUACUCGGACAGCGCCAACACAGACCAGGGCUGCAAACAGUGCUAUGACUGCAGCAUGAAGUAUAUGGCGUACGUUAAAAACUGCACGGCCACCAGCAACUCCGUGUGCGGGUGUCAACAGGGCUACCGCUGCCACAGCAUGCCGUGCGUGAAUUGUGUGCCGGAACACGCAGCAACAGAAGCAACAGAAAGAAGUUACCUGCCACCAUCUCAGAAUGAAUCAAAUAAUGAAGUGAAGGUUUUACUGACUCUGUGCGUGGUGUGUGUGUGCACAUCUGUGCUGCUCAUCUGCAUCACUUUUGCCUCCCGGCGGCACUUGGCCAAGUGGAAAACCAAAGGUCUGACAGUAUUCUGGUUCUCCAAGGACACGACGGAAGAGGACGCCCAGACCCCGAUCCAGGAGGAGUGCGGAGAGUCUGAAAAGUGUGACCCUUCAGACUGCUAGUGGAAAGUAACGGGGGCUCAGUGGAAGGUGGCAGGAGCAGACGGAUGAGAAACAGGAAGGGUGUGUCACGGCACUGAAGGGCGAAGAAGGGCGAAAAAGAGCUCCAUCGACACUCGAAGGGUAAAGGAAGGAAAUGCUCUUGUGCAGGGGUGUAUUUAUGGAAGCGUGCACACACUACACAAGGAGGCCACACACACACACACACACACACACACUAAGGCAUGACACACAACUAUGCAAAUGCUUACUCUGAGAGCACACUUCUAUGUUGUAGUGACAGCUAACAUUUACGUAGUGACAUUUAUCGUGUAGAUUACAGGUUAGAUAUAUCUGCGAUAUGUGAUUACUACAACAUAUUGUGGAAUUAUUAUAUAAUUAAAACAGUAAUCAGAAUGCAGUUAUCCAGUCCUUUACACAAACUACUGAUUUUGAACAGUCUUGUCGAACCAGAGCCGCUUUCCACAAGCCCGAGGUGCAAGGUAGGAUUCACACUGGACAGGACACCAGCCUCUCACUCUCUCUCUCACACACACCAAGCGAUGAUCUACAGCCAUCAUUCGAUCUUAAAGCUCCAGCUCCGCACAGAGCGAAACGCAGCUGCGUUUCGACGCCCAGCCCGGGAGCCGUGCGGUCGGUGGCAACGUUAAUUGCUUCUCCACCAAGUCGCCCAAGAGACUUAUUAAUUACGAAAAAACAGCAUUGCUUUUGCUUCUGAAGAAACCAGAGA
Molecule: messenger RNA, 2046 nt
Organism: Scleropages formosus (Asian bonytongue)
Lineage: Eukaryota; Metazoa; Chordata; Actinopteri; Osteoglossiformes; Osteoglossidae
Product: tumor necrosis factor receptor superfamily member 23
Exons: 7
Coding region: 660-1319 (219 amino acids)
Biological process (GO): immune response; immune response-regulating cell surface receptor signaling pathway; apoptotic process
Cellular component (GO): membrane; CD40 receptor complex; external side of plasma membrane
Molecular function (GO): transmembrane signaling receptor activity; protein binding
Source: RefSeq, a predicted model, not a curated record